This is a messenger RNA of Diplodia corticola, 3657 nucleotides long. RefSeq names its product protein lifeguard 2. NCBI's taxonomy places the organism in Eukaryota, Fungi, Ascomycota, Dothideomycetes, Botryosphaeriales, Botryosphaeriaceae. Bases 1 to 3657 code for a protein of 1218 amino acids. The record is from RefSeq and is a predicted model, not a curated record. The transcript is spliced from 2 exons.
AUGCCCUCUCCGCCGCCUCCAUACUCCCCAAAUCCUGGGCAACAAAGCAUGUCUGCUGCCAUGGGAGCCUCGCCGUCGCUCUCGAGCGGUCCGUUUGCUACGCCGCAAAAUACUAGCUCUCCACGCAUCGGCGUCCUCAACCAAAGCCCGUCUGGGAGUACAACAUCGCCUUUGGGACAACCAUCUUUCCCCCCACCACCACCCACCAGUACACGCGAUCGGUCUAGCUCCCGAAACCGGGACAAGCGCUCCGUCUUCGGCCUUUCGGCUCUAACCGGCAGAAGCAGGGGCAUGGGCGGCGCGGAGCAGUCCCGCAGUGCAAUUGAUUCAUUGAGACUGCAGACGACCGAAGCACUGGCCAGGACACCAGGCCCAACACAGACACACUUUCAGAUGCCAAUCGCAGGUCCCAGCCAAACACCUUCAACACCCCAGCGCCAAGCCCAGUGGACCCCUGAGGUUGCUCAACGCCCCCCUGCAUCGAGACGGGCUGCCUCUACCGGUGGCAUUGGCAUGUCACUUCGCGAUGAAGGUUCAAGCACUCCUUCGCGAACCGCGGCUUGGGAGCCCGGUAUGCCGCUACCUCCGCCUCCACCAGGCCCACCGCCUAGUGGCUCGCGAUCACAGAGCAUGAAUCGAACAUCCGAGCUCUCGUCACGGUCGGCAUCCAAUUCACUAGCUACACCUGCACCCCGCAGGGCAGCAGGAUUUGGUAGCACGCUCGGCCCUAUUCCGCCAACACCUGCCGAUUGGCGUGAAGAAGACGCACGAAACAGAUCAAAGUCACCCUGGGGAAGAGCACUGCGCCUCACGACGCAGGAUCCACAUGGUCAAGGGUCUUUGAAUGGCAGUGAUGAUGCACCUGGACCGUCGGAGCCGCAGACGGCACAUCCAUCCUCAUCGGCUUCAAAUGCUGGGCUUUCCAGAGCACCCGCGCGCAGAGAUCCCAGCGCACGGGGCAUUCGAGAACGGCGAAGCGAAAGCCGUGCUGCCAAAGAGAAGAUCACCGAGACACAAAGUGCUGUUGAGCCAAGCAAUAAUCCAUGGGCACGUGACAUGGAAGCUGCUCAGCGGCCCAAAAACCUUAUUCUUACUGCCGAUUCAGGCUCCAUCAGCCAAAGGCGCAAGAACACACCCCGAAGCGGAAGCGGCUUUUCCUCGCCCUCAAGCGGACAGCCAAGCGCCAGGGAUAACAAGUCAUUUGGAGACAUGCAAGCGGAUUCCAGUAACUCCACGCCUCGGCAGAUGGUCAUGUCCCCCGAAUCUUUUGCGCCAACACCACCUUUCAGUCCGGGUGGGGAGGGCUAUGGUGAGAAAAUCUCGCGUUUCAGACCGUCACCAGGAUCCCACGCAAAGACCUUGCCGACACCACCGCCGCACUCUGCGGGUAUGCCAUCCAGCAUCUCCACGACUUCUUCGGGGAGCGAGCGACCCCUCUCCCAUAUUCUACAUACGCCUCUAGAUAACGUCCCAAUGGUCCAACCACUUCACCCCUCUCGUCCUUCGUCUUCAUCAAGCGCCGCGGCGGGUAAAACAAGGCUACCAACGGACCAGGAACUCUUUGCACAGGCCUCGAUUGACCGGCACCGCGAAUUUAUUCAGCGUGAAAGUGCUGCUGUAACGGACCAAGAGCGCCUUGAGCUCUUCGCUGAUUUCAUAGUCCACGAGUCCCGCCUGCGUCGGGAUCGUUAUUCUUCGGCCUUCGAGGCUAUGGCUAGCGAUAUCCUGGACUUGACACGGGACAUGUGGCGAAGCUACACGAGUACCUCGGCCGGCAGGCGCUCGGGAACGCCCAAUAAGAUGGACUCCACCCCAGUAUCUCAACACGAAAGGCAGGACUCUAUAUCAUCUGUAGAGAGCUUUGCCAACCCUAGUCCUGCUAUCUCCUCGGCUACCUUUAGUCCCAGGGGAGCUUCAGAGUCGCCACUCAGCAGUGCAUCCAGCCAUGGUACACCUGGCCGAACACGCGGGGACAGCAAUUCGUGGCAGCCCUGCCUCUCGCCGAUUCCUAGCAUGGCUGUAAGCACGGUUCCAGACGAAGAGGACUCGCGCGGUCGGUCUGCUAGCCGCUGGUGGGAGGGAAGUGCGAAUGGUUCUCAGGGCCACGGCAAAAAAAUCGAACGCUCAAAGCGGGAAUCCAAGUACAUGGGCGUGCAACUUACCGAGGCGCAAGAAUACAUGCAGUGGGAGAAUGACAACUAUUCCGGAGCAGGCACCCCUGGGCCCAGCGAGACGACCCCCGUCGGGAUCUAUGGGCCGAAUGACUACCCGCCCGAGAAAGUGGGCUGGCAUGAACAGGACAUGGGUGGGCAAAUACCUCCCCCACCCCCGCUUGGGUAUUGGACUCAUUCUGCACCCGCAACACCGGAUCCGUUCAAGUUGGAUGUUUCAAGGCUUGUGACUCUACCCCCACCCUACCCGCGACACCACCCAGCAGUGAACAACAGUCAUCCGGAUCUGGGAUCCAUUAGAGCAAAUCUGCGUGGACUGCUGGAUCCUGAAGACACGAACGCCAUCAGGGAAAACUACCAAGCUCGAAGCGAUGCGCUAAGGGAAAAGGGCACGAAGGGCGAGAGGAGCCGUCGCGCUGAGCUCAGGGCUGAAAUCCAAGACAAAAUUGUGAAGGGUGAAAUGUCCUUUGGGGAGGCAGCGCAGGCCGAGGCCGAGUUCGACUCAACCGAGGCGCAGAUCACGCAAAGACGGAUCCAACAAGACUUUGACAUGUUCCAAAAGGAUGUCAUGACUCCUUUGCACGCCCUCCUCUCGGAGCGUAUUCGGAAAGCUACGGCCUCGAUUGAGCAAUUGAAGACUGGUUUGCUACACGAGGCCCAGGCAACGAGCCCGAAUCAGACGCAGGAGGAAGGGGACGAGCAGCCCGAGCUUCUCGAAAAACUCACUCUCUUCAAAUGGCUAUUUGAGGCUCGCGAACAGCUGUACAAAGAGCUUUUGGAACUUGAGGCUCAGCGGAACAACCUCUACAAGACGCUUGUCGUGACUCCUUACGCUGCCGCAAAGAACAAAAACAAGGUCCGCGAGGCCGAAGACUUCUUUGCCAGGGAUGCCCAUGAGCGUAAGGUUGCGCAUGAGAAACAAGCACUGAAGCGCUUUGAGGACUUCCACGCAACUGUCGAGGACAAUGUCACACGCGGAGUCGAAGACCAGCUCUCAGCGUUCUGGGACAUCGGGCCGGGUCUUUGGGACAUUGUCCAGAAGAUCCCCGAGACGCUGACGGACCAUUUCCAGAUCUUGAUUCCGCCAAUGGAGUACGAAGAGAAUCCCAGUUACCACGAGCACCCAUUGCAAUACCUGUACACACUGCUCUCGCACGCGCAAAAGUCGGCAUACCAGUUCAUCGAGAGCCAGACAAACCUGCUAUGUCUGCUUCACGAGGUCAAGACGGGCGUCAUGUCGGCGAACACAAAGCUGUUGGGCACGCAGCGAGUGCUGGAGGGUGAAGAUAGGCAGGCUGUAGAUGAGGAAAUGAGCAUGAUCAGCCGCGACGAGGAGCAGCGGCUGACGGAGGACCUCAAAGACAAAGUCAACCUGGUGGAGGAGCAGUGGCGAGAGGCUCUGGGGAAAGGCAUAGAGGACUGCAUGGACCGAGUGCAAGUCUUCUUGCUGGAGGGGGGCGGCUGGGACGAAAGUUUGCAAGACUAG